Molecule: messenger RNA, 1767 nt
Organism: Aureobasidium uvarum
Lineage: Eukaryota; Fungi; Ascomycota; Dothideomycetes; Dothideales; Saccotheciaceae
Source: the annotation of a GenBank genome assembly
AUGGCAGAUGUCAGAAUUCCGGUACUCAUCAUAGGAACAGGCCCUUCUGGCUCCACUGCAGCAUUACUAUUGGGUCGUCUUGGAAUCAAGACCAUAGUUGUCUCGCGCCACAGAUCGACAGCAAACACUCCCAGAGCACAUAUCUUCAAUCAAAGAGCCAUGGAAGUCCUUCGAGAUGCAGGCCUUGAGGCAGCAGUGGCACCAUAUGCAAGCAACGCCCGCCACAUGAUGCAUUCGUCAUGGCUUCACUCUCUCGCUGAUGAAGAAUACGGUCGACUCUGGGCUUGGGGUAACAAUCCCGCGCGCUUGGGAGAGUACGCGACAGCCAGCCCCUGUGAGAUGUCUGAUCUGCCACAAAGCAGACUAGAGCCAGUACUGGUUGAGUACGCGAUCAAAGCAGGAGCUGAAUAUCGGUUCUAUACCGAGUUUGUGUCGCAAGAGGCAACGGCUGACGGUGGGAUUCGGACGACUCUCAAAGAUAGAUGCACUGGACACACCUAUGAUGUACGGUCAGGUUACUUGCUGGGGGCUGAUGGCGCAAGGAGCGUUGUCCUGGAUAGCCUGGGGAUCACUGUAGAUGGCAAGCAGCUGAACACCGCGUUCAACGUUCACAUCAAGGCGGAACUCUCGAAAUAUAUUGCCCACCGGCCAGGCUCCCUCAAUUGGAUUCUCAACCCGGAAGCACCAGACUGGUCUGCUGUCGGCAAUUUCCGCAUGGUCACGCCUUGGAAUGAGUUCGUGGUCUCGAUGCACCCUGCCGACAAAUCGGGAAAGACGUUCGAGCCCAGUAACGAAGACAUAAUCAAGAGACUUCACCAGAUGAUUGGUGACGCAACGGUCCCAAUCGAGAUCCUUUCCAGCUUCCGGUGGACAAUCAACGACCAGGUAGCACGUUCGUGGCAGAAAGGAAAUGUGAUCUGCAUUGGUGAUGCGGUCCAUAGACAUCCACCUAUCAACGGACUCGGCAGUAACACAUGUAUUAGCGAUGCCAUGAACGUGGCUUGGAAGCUAGCCUUCGUCCUCAAGGGCGUCGCUGACUCAUCCAUUCUUGACUCAAUCACCACAGAAAGAAAGCCGGUUGGAGAUGCGAUCGUCAAACGAGCCAACGAGGGUAUGGAAGAUCAGCGAAGGUGGUGGCGUCUCAUUGGUUUGUCUAAGGAUGAGCGAGCGGCCGCAGUGUCUCUUAUGGAACAGCCAACACCUGAAGGUCGCCGGCAGAGAAGAGAGUUUCGGUCCGCAUUGGAGAAGCUCGAUGACGAACUCAAUGCUCUAGGCAUCCAGAUGAACCAGAUCUAUGUCGGCUCGCCGUUAGUGUACGCCGAGCCUGACGACGAGCCACCCAAACACGAUGAUGUCGAUCUGGUGAAGCAGCUUGCAGUCAGCACCUAUCCUGGUCACCAUUUGCCGCAUGUUUGGCUUGCAAGAGAUGGUCAGUCUGAUAGAGUAUCGUCGUUGGAUCUUUGCGGGAACGGAUCCUAUACUCUUCUUACUGGAAUCGGAGGCGAUGGCUGGGUCAAAGCUGCAAGAUCACUGCAGGAGCAGAGACCGGGCAUAUCAAUCAAUGUAUUCUCUAUUGGCUGGCGUCAAGAUUUCAUGGACGCCUAUGGCGAUUUCGAGAAAGUGCGAGGAGUGGAAGAGGAUGGUUGCGUUCUUGUGAGGCCGGAUCAUUUCGUUGCUUGGAGAUACCAAUCACUGCCGGAGGAUCCAACGUCCAAACUGUUCAGCGUAUUCCAGCAGAUACUUCCCGCUCCUGUGGCGCGUGGAUAG